Molecule: messenger RNA, 606 nt
Organism: Sinocyclocheilus anshuiensis
Lineage: Eukaryota; Metazoa; Chordata; Actinopteri; Cypriniformes; Cyprinidae
Product: protein FAM199X-like
Exons: 3
Coding region: 162-578 (138 amino acids)
Source: RefSeq, a predicted model, not a curated record
UAAAUACGGUUGCAUCUCUAUUGCAGUUACCGGGCAGUGAUAUAGCCAGCGGCAGCGAUGUGCUCUCCGACAUCAUUCCCAGCGUGCCCAGCUCACCCUGCCUCGCGGCCAAACGGAAAAACAAACCGCACCGAAACCUGGACGAGCUGCCCUGGAGCGCCAUGACCAACGACGAGCAGGUGGAGUAUAUUGAGUAUUUGAGUCGAAAAGUGAGCACAGAGAUGGGACUUCGGGAGCAGCUGGACAUCAUAAAAAUAAUCGACCCGAGCGCACAGAUUCUGCCGACGGACAGCGAGUUCAUCAUCGAGCUGAACUGCCUCACCGAUGAAAAGCUCAAGCAGGUGCGGAGCUACAUCCGCGAGCACGGUCCGCGGCAGCAGCGCAGCGUGAAGAGGAGCCUGGCGAGCAGCGUGAGCGCUCACAGCAGCAGUGACGCCAGCAUCACCAGCAGCAGCAUCAGCAGCAGCAGCGCCUCCACCGCCUCCAGCAUCAGCCGCGCUCACAGCGACGGGAACCUGGCCUCCGCCGCAGAGAGGAUACGAGACUCCAAGGUGCUCCUCAGAGACACAGCGCAGUGAUCCGCCUCGAUCAAACACAGUGCAGCCG